Fragaria vesca subsp. vesca is the source of this 2070-nucleotide messenger RNA. RefSeq lists its product as uncharacterized. NCBI's taxonomy places the organism in Eukaryota, Viridiplantae, Streptophyta, Magnoliopsida, Rosales, Rosaceae. The transcript has 7 exons. Bases 118 to 2070 code for a protein of 650 amino acids. Gene Ontology annotation, molecular function: chromatin binding. The record is from RefSeq and is a predicted model, not a curated record.
GCCCUCUCACGUUUCACAACCACGCCGUCACCGUGAAUGCCGUUUCCGCCGGCUUCUAGCAAACCGAGCUCACUCAAAAACCGGGUUCGUCUCCGCAAAAUUAGGUAAUGUGAUAAUAUGAUGAUGAUGAAAAAUCAUAGGUUUGUGACGUGGGAGGAGCACAUUGUGUGUCACGCGCGUGGAAAUCGUGUGGUGCAUUAUUACUUGAAGAAGGCUUCUGGAGAAUAUGUUCUUGCUGUUAUAGGGACCGAGAAGAGUAUACGGCACAUGCUGUAUGUUGUUUCGGAUGAGUUUCUAGAGACAUGUGGCUCCAAUGCAUCCAUCAAUGCGUGUACCAGGUGGCGAGCUAGACGAGAAGUUGUGCACUGGCUUGGAUCCUUGCUCUCCAAGCGUGGCCGCUCCGAGGUUUCAAAUUCGCCAUCAAAUGAGACAACGGAAACUUUAUCGCUUAAUGGAGUCAGUGCUCGUCAAACUGAUCAGAUGGUUCCAAGGAAACUGAAAGGUCAAAAUUCACAUAUUGAAUGGUCUGGUGUUGCCUGGAUUUGUGGCAAGCAGCUGAAGCACUACCCAGCAUUUUGCAGGAAUGGAACUACUGUUUCUGUCCAUUCCUUUGUCUACAUUAUGGCUUUAGAAAAAUAUUACUACCUUGGUUAUGUGGAAGACAUGUAUGAAGACAGGAAAGGGAAGAGAAAAGUUAAAGUGCGAUGGUUUCACCACAGUAAGGAAGUGGAGGAUGUGAUCCCUGAUCUAAACCCACACCAGAGAGAAGUUUUUAUCACACCUCAUGUACAGGUGAUUAGUGCUGAGUGUAUUGACGGUCCUGCAACAGUUUUAACUCCUAUACAUUAUGAGAAAUGUUUGGCUGUUGCUCACAGUUCUUUAUCUGGAGUCCAUAUGUGCUUUAGACAGUUUAAGAACCAUGAGGUUAGGCCCUUCAGUCUUGCAAAGUUGCGGGGGUAUUCUACUCAAGCAAUCCUUUCUUCCUUACACUUUCCCCAAGUUUCCAAGAAAAUAGUCAAAUGCCAUAUGUUAUAUGAUAGAGAUGCGGAAGAGCAAACAUUUGGUGAUCCCCUGAGGGUAUAUAGUAAGAGAACUAGAAGCUAUGAGGAGCAUCAGGGAUGUGCACCUGGUUAUUCGGGUAUCGGAAACUUGCAUACCCAGAGUCAGCUAAAAAACUGUGUUCCAACAUACCCAAAGUUGAAAAUAAAAUUAUCACGCAAAGCAAUUGGAGUUGAUGUUGAAUCUGUUCCCCAGUGUCCAUUGUCUUUUAAGGUUGAUGAGAAGAUAGAAUUGCUCUGUCAAGAUAGCGGCAUCCGAGGAUGCUGGUUUAGGUGUAAGGUUUUGAAGACAUCUCAGAAGCUUCUCAAAGUUCAAUACCAUGAUGUGCAAGAUGUAGAUGGAUCUGGUAAUUUAAAGGAAUGGGUUCCUGCGUUUAGAGUUGCUUCUCCUGAUAAACUGGGAAUGAGAUGCUCAGGCCGACUGACAAUUCGGCCCUGCCACCCCAAUGAUUCUGCCAUAUUUUCUAUUGAGGUUGGAGUACCAGUUGAUGCAUGGUGGAGCGAUGGCUGGUGGGAAGGUGUUGUUGCUGGAGUUGACGCCUCUGGAACUGCUAUACAAGUCUACUUCCCUGGUGAGGACAAGCUUCUGACUUUCCAGAGGCAGAAUAUUAGGGCUUCGAGAGACUGGGUUGACAACAAAUGGGUUGAUAUAAAGGCAAGGCCUGAUAUACUGUUACAUAUAUCUGAAAAUGUCAGAUGUAGCAUUAAAAUCAUGACGCCCUAUGCUAGUGCUACGGCAGAAGGGUGUUGCUCCAAAGUUCAUACAUCUCCUAAAUUUGAAGUUUUUGAAGAAAAACCAGAAUUACUAAAUUUAGUUCCAAUGGGUGAUGGGCUGGAAAAUGAGAAGAUGGUCAAUUUGAGGAAGCAGCCGUGUAUCAGUAAAGACAAAAACAACAAUUCUAGUAAUGGUUGUACUUGCAGCAAGGAUGAUUCUAUUGUUGAGGAAGAAGUUGAUCCUGCCUGUGAGACAUGUCGAACACCACAAGCCAUGGAAGUGGCUACUCAGGACUGA